Scomber scombrus (Atlantic mackerel) is the source of this 837-nucleotide messenger RNA. RefSeq names its product homeobox A11b (gene hoxa11b). Gene Ontology annotation, molecular function: DNA-binding transcription factor activity, RNA polymerase II-specific; RNA polymerase II cis-regulatory region sequence-specific DNA binding. Gene Ontology annotation, biological process: regulation of transcription by RNA polymerase II; anatomical structure development. Bases 1 to 837 code for a protein of 278 amino acids. Gene Ontology annotation, cellular component: nucleus. The record is from RefSeq and is a predicted model, not a curated record. The transcript has 2 exons. NCBI's taxonomy places the organism in Eukaryota, Metazoa, Chordata, Actinopteri, Scombriformes, Scombridae.
AUGGAUUUUGAUGAGCGGGUCCCUGGGUCUAAUAUGUAUUUACCGAGCUGCACUUACUACGUGUCCGGAGCAGACUUCACGGGUCUCCCUCAUUAUUUAACCCAGAGCCAGUCCUCUUGCCCUAUGGCAUACUCCUACCAGUCCUCAGCUCUGCCACAGGUCCCGUCCGUGAGAGAUGUGGCUUUCAGAGACUAUGGCAUUGAUACUCCCAGUAAAUGGCACCACAGCAGGGGGAGCCUAUCUCACUGCUACACUGAGGACAUCGUGCACAGGGACAGCUGGACGAGCUCGACCUCACGGGGGGGAGAUAUCUUGGUGAAAAGUGGCUCCGGCGCCAGUCACUCAAGCUCGAACCCGACGCCCGGCUUCUAUGGCAGCGUUGGCAGGAACGGCGUCCUGCCUCAGGCGUUUGACCAGUUUUUCGACACUGCCUACGGGAACGCAGAGAACAGCACAACACCGACAAGCACACAGGCAGCAGACACGGACAGACACGCCGCCAAAACAAGCCCCGCUCCGGCUCACCCUGGCUCGGACACGGCGGAGAGCUGCAGCCCCAAAUCGUCCCCUGGCCACAGCGAGGAGAAGCAGCGCAAAAGCAGCAGUGGCCAAAGGACGCGCAAGAAGAGAUGUCCAUAUUCAAAGUAUCAGAUCAGGGAACUGGAGAGGGAAUUCUUUUUCAGCGUUUACAUCAACAAAGAGAAGCGUCUGCAACUUUCACGGAUGCUCAACCUGACAGAUCGCCAGGUCAAAAUCUGGUUUCAAAACAGGAGGAUGAAGGAGAAGAAACUGAACAGAGACCGUUUACAGUACUACACGACGAACCCCCUGCUAUAA